Populus nigra (black poplar) is the source of this 1881-nucleotide messenger RNA. Its product is annotated as protein phosphatase 2C 70-like. Gene Ontology annotation, molecular function: protein binding; cation binding; protein serine/threonine phosphatase activity. Lineage: Eukaryota; Viridiplantae; Streptophyta; Magnoliopsida; Malpighiales; Salicaceae. The record is from RefSeq and is a predicted model, not a curated record. The coding region runs from base 88 to 1842 and encodes 584 amino acids. Gene Ontology annotation, biological process: protein dephosphorylation. The transcript is spliced from 13 exons.
AGCGUGUGCGACCAUUUCAAAGCGAGGUUCUCGCAAAUCAGGAGUCCAAUCUCUAAUCCUGUCUAGAGAGACAAGAGAGAGAGAGACAUGAGUAUGGCGAUGAUGUUACAAGGGAGCACUGCCGGUGUCCUUCUUCCUCUCCUAAUGCUGUUUCUGAUCAUUCUCCUUAUCCUCAUCGCCUGUAAACCAUGGCGUUUCUUCUCGUCCCUUUCUUCUCCUUCUCGCACUCUCAAGGUUGGUGAGUUAGAGAGGCCCCUUGUCUUGGAUGAUGCAAAUGCACGUGAUCAAGGCAAUGAAUUAACAAGAAGUAAUGACCUAGAGGGAGCAUAUAGUCAAAAUGAAGGGCUAUUGCGCUCACCUUGGACUCAUGGACUUGUAUAUAAGCAGAGGCUUCCUUCCGCUUCUCCCCAGUUGAACCAAGGUGAUAGCAUUGUUUUAGAUGUAGUUUCGGACCAGAUAGAGGAGCUUUCAACUGGCCAAACCUUCAGGUGCCUUUCAUUGACAGAGCCCUUAGCUGAAGUGCAAAAGCAUGCUAGACUGGAAGAUCAGAGUCCUAAUUUGAAAUAUGGUUUGGAAAAUGAUUUACUUCAAGAGUUUGUGCCAAAGGUCAUCACUGAUCAAAGAAGUUGUCUCUCUCUGGAAGUCAUCUCCGGUCCUUCUCGUGGGCUCCGUUGCUCUGUACAGUCAAUAAGUGGCCCACUGACCCUUGGGAGGGUUUCCAGUGACUUGCUAUUGAAGGAUUCAGAGGUGUCAGGGAAGCAUGCAAUGAUCAACUGGAAUGCGGAUAAAAAUAAAUGGGAAUUGGUGGACAUGGGUAGCCUAAAUGGAACGCUUUUGAAUUCUCAGUUGAUUAGCCAUCCUGAUUCUGGAAGCAGACUUUGGGGUGAUCCUGUUGAGCUUUCAAAUGGAGAUAUAAUAACGCUUGGCACAACCUCAAAUGUUCAUGUUCAUGUGACCUCUAAAUUUGAGAGCCAAACACCCUUCAGCGUGGGCAUGGCAUCAGAUCCCAUGUCUUUGCGACGAGGAGGAAAAAAGCUUGCCAUGGAAGAUGUGUGCUAUUACCAAUGGCCCCUUCCUGGCAUUCCCCAGUUUGGCGUAUUUGGUAUCUGUGAUGGACAUGGUGGAGUAGCUGCUGCGAAAUCUGCUAGCAAAAUGCUUCCUGAGAAGGUUGCCAGUAUUCUGUCAGAUUCUCUUGUAAGGGAGAGGGUUUUAUUGCAAUGUGAUGCCUCAGAUGUUCUUAGAGUUGCAUUUUCUCAAACUGAAGCUGAUAUGAAUAACUAUUAUGAGGGUUGUGCUGCAACAUUGCUUCUGGUCUGGGCUGAUAGUGAUGAAAAUUUCUUUGCACAAUGUGCCAAUGUUGGAGAUGCAGCUUGCAUUAUGAAUGUUGAUGGGAAGCAGAUUAAGAUGACAGAAGAUCACAGAGUAAGUAGUUACUCUGAAAGACUUCGACUUAAUGAAACUGGAGAACCAUUGAGAGAUGGAGAAACACGGCUUUAUGGCUUGAACCUUGCUCGGAUGCUUGGUGACAAAUUUCUGAAACAGCAGGAACCCCGCUUUAGUUCAGAGCCUUAUAUAAGUGAAACUGUACAUGUUAAGCAAGCGAGCAGUGCUUUUGCACUAUUGGCGAGCGAUGGCUUUUGGGAUGUUAUUAGUUUAAAGAAGGCCGCCCAGCUUGCCAUGCAGGCAAAGCAGAAGUAUUCUGCAGAUGGAGAGAAUGUAGCCGAGAAGGUUGCAAGCAUUUUGUUGACCGAGGCUAAAACAUUGCGAACAGAGGAUAACACCUCUAUAGUUUUCUUGGACUUUGACAGAAAAUUUAGAAUAUCUUGUAAAGUUGAUUCUUAAUGUAAAUUACAAGUUUUGGUGUACAUUUAAUUUUUUUUU